Molecule: messenger RNA, 3621 nt
Organism: Eubalaena glacialis (North Atlantic right whale)
Lineage: Eukaryota; Metazoa; Chordata; Mammalia; Artiodactyla; Balaenidae
Gene: UBASH3B
Product: ubiquitin associated and SH3 domain containing B
Exons: 14
Coding region: 1-1950 (649 amino acids)
Biological process (GO): platelet aggregation; regulation of release of sequestered calcium ion into cytosol; regulation of osteoclast differentiation
Cellular component (GO): cytoplasm
Molecular function (GO): protein tyrosine phosphatase activity; protein binding
Source: RefSeq, a predicted model, not a curated record
AUGGCUCAGUACGGCCACCCCAGCCCGCUCGGCAUGGCUGCGAGAGAGGAGCUGUACAGCAAAGUCACCCCGCGGAGGAACCGCCAGCAGCGCCCCGGCACCAUCAAGCAUGGAUCGGCGCUGGACGUGCUCCUGUCCAUGGGGUUCCCCAGAGCCCGCGCACAAAAAGCCUUGGCAUCCACAGGAGGAAGAAGUGUUCAGGCAGCAUGUGACUGGUUGUUCUCCCACGUCGGCGACCCCUUCCUGGACGACCCCCUGCCCCGGGAGUACGUCCUCUACCUCCGCCCCACCGGCCCCUUAGCGCAGAAGCUUUCCGACUUCUGGCAGCAGUCGAAGCAGAUCUGCGGCAAGAACAAGGCGCACAACAUCUUCCCUCACAUCACCCUCUGCCAGUUCUUCAUGUGUGAGGACAGCAAGGUGGACGCCCUGGGGGAAGCCCUGCAGACCACCGUCAGUCGCUGGAAAUGUAAGUUCUCAGCCCCGCUGCCCCUGGAGCUCUAUACCUCCUCCAACUUCAUCGGCCUCUUCGUGAAGGAAGACAGCGCAGAGGUCCUCAAGAAGUUUGCCGCCGACUUUGCUGCGGAGGCUGCCUCCAAAACCGAAGUGCACGUGGAGCCUCAUAAGAAGCAGCUGCACGUGACCCUGGCUUACCACUUCCAAGCCAGCCACCUGCCCACCCUAGAGAAACUCGCCCAGAACAUUGAUGUCAAACUCGGGUGCGACUGGGUGGCUACCAUAUUCUCCCGGGAUAUCCGAUUUGCUAACCACGAGACGUUACAGGUGAUCUACCCCUACACCCCGCAGAACGACGAUGAGCUGGAGCUGGUCCCUGGGGACUUCAUCUUCAUGUCGCCCAUGGAGCAGACCAGCACCAGCGAGGGCUGGAUCUACGGCACGUCCCUAACCACAGGCUGCUCCGGACUCCUGCCUGAGAACUACAUCACCAAGGCUGACGAGUGCAGCACCUGGAUAUUUCAUGGUUCUUACUCGAUCUUAAAUACAUCAUCUUCCAAUGCGCUCUCAUUUGGGGAUGGCAUCCUGGAGAGGCGGCAAUAUGACGACCAGGGCCUGGGGGACACGACGCCCCUGACCAUCAUCUGCCAGCCCACCCAGCCUCUGAGGAUCAGCAGCCAGCCUGGCCCUCAAAAGAGAUGCCUCUUUGUGUGUCGGCACGGUGAGAGGAUGGAUGUAGUUUUUGGGAAGUACUGGCUCUCCCAGUGCUUCGACGCCAAAGGUCGCUACAUACGCACUAACCUGAACAUGCCUCAUAGCGUACCUCAGCGGAGCGGUGGUUUCCGGGAUUACGAGAAAGAUGCUCCAAUCACCGUGUUUGGAUGUAUGCAAGCAAGACUCGUGGGUGAAGCCUUAUUAGAGAGUAACACCAUCAUUGACCAUGUCUAUUGCUCCCCGUCCCUGCGCUGUGUCCAGACUGCGUACAACAUCUUGAAAGGUUUACAACAAGAAAAUCACUUGAAGAUCCGCGUAGAGCCUGGUUUAUUUGAGUGGACAAAAUGGGUUGCUGGGAACACAUUACCUGCGUGGAUACCUCCAUCAGAGUUAGCUGCAGCCAACCUGAGUGUUGAUACAACCUACAGACCUCACAUUCCAGUCAGCAAAUUAGUGGUUUCAGAAUCCUAUGACACCUAUAUCAGUAGAAGUUUCCAAGUAACAAAGGAAAUAAUAAGUGAAUGUAAAAGUAAAGGAAAUAACAUCCUGAUUGUGGCCCACGCAUCUUCCCUUGAAGCAUGUACCUGCCAACUUCAGGGCCUGUCACCUCAGAACUCCAAGGACUUUGUACAAAUGGUCCGAAAGAUCCCCUACUUGGGGUUUUGUUCCUGUGAAGAAUUAGGAGAAACUGGAAUCUGGCAGCUGACAGACCCACCAAUCCUCCCUCUUACCCAUGGACCAACUGGGGGCUUCAACUGGAGAGAGACCCUGCUGCAAGAAUAACCGCACGAGCGAACAAGAAGAAAAGACUUGAGGAAGGCUUUGGGAGAAGUGUCUUUUUGUGUACUUAGUAACAGUGGGAAAGUCUGCACCACAUCCUAAGUGGACAGCUCAGAAUAAUUUAGCAUAUGUCCUUUCGGGCUUUGACGUUCUUAGGAUGAGACCACGUCAAGGAGAGAAAGACUUGAUUCGGGGAAAAAAUUCAUUCUCCCUGGACUCUUGCCUCGCUAACAAGGCUUUCAAGAAUUGUCUUCCUAUACAGGGGCACCUGCCACAGCAGAGGAUGUUUCCUCCCUUCCAUCUGUGCUGACUAAGGAGCCUGGGUCCUCCCAAAGAGAGCUGCCAGCCCCCUCUGAGGAAGGAUGCAGGAAAAUCCAACUGGAGGGACACCAAGCUGCCAGUCCGGUGAUGGGAUUUUCUUUUCUUUUUAACUCCAUGUUCCAGUUAAAACCAAGCUGCCGAAUUCUUUUAAGGUGAUUAGAAAACAUGCGGUUUCCCAUCAAUUUCUACCCACACCAGUGCUGCUGGCUCAAGCCAUCUGCUGGAGGAUUCUAACCUUCACCCUGGUACCGCCACAUCACAUUUCCUCUAGAGAAAAGCGGACUACAGCUUUUUGCUACCAUCCUACCCCCUUGCUUCUCUCUAUCUGUGAAAUGGGGAGACAGAGCAUUUUUACUCUCCAAAGCACUUUUGGAUACUCAGGAGGAAGAUAAGAUAAAUGUGUGAAGUAUUCAAUUGUAGGAGCAAGGAACUUGCCAAAUAUAUCAAAGGAGUUACUCGUGUCACAGCCUAACGAGCCACAGAACUUCUGAAUCACCGUGAUUUGCUUGUCUUUGCCCUGAGAGUCUAGACCAUGUUAACUGGUUAAGGAUGUUGACAUUUUCAGAUGUAUGUGAAAUACAUCCUUUGAGUCAGCAAGAAGCUCAUUCUUGUGCAAUAUGGACGUCGUUACAAACCAUACACCAAGGGUCGGGUCAUUGUAUGCGUACAGUACUUGUCAACCAUAACAGAACACCCACAAAUGCAUCAGUUACAUCCAGGGAUGUAUUAUGAAGUCAGGGAACUAACUUAAAUGAUGACAGUCACGACUGCACUGCUGCUUGUGCUGUCGUUUUUAUUUGUUUGUUUGUUUCGCUAUGGUAAUUUAAAAGAGGUAGGUAGGGCUACUUAAGGAAAGUUGGGAGAGCCACAUCCUGUGGCAUCUCGUCACACUUGCUUCCUGAAUUUAGAGGGAGUUUAUUUAAAAGAAAAACAAAUGACAGUCAAACCAAAACAUCAGUUAUCAAUGUCUAGUUAAUUGUGUGACUAGCUGACUGUUGACGGCAGCAGACAAUGGUCUGGCAUGGUAUAGUUCACUCUGUAGAAUAUAUGUGCAAAAUGAAAUCUCAGCCAUUUAAAGAGAACAUUCAUGUAAAACAAAUCAAUAUAUAUUGUAGCAUUAAACAAGCUUCAAAACCCAAAGGAGAAAACAUAUGGGAUAUAAAAAUAGAUCUAUGCUCCUAUUUGAAACUAGAAUUUGAUGAUCCUUGAAAAGAAGAGGAAGUGAAAGGAUGCUGGCUAUGUAUGUUAAGCCGCAAGAGGAUUAUUGUUGAGUUUUUUUUUUAAGUCACUUAGAGAAAUACGUCAUGAAUUUUAUAUUUUAAGAAACAAAUCUUGAUUUCUUCCAGCACUGCA